AUGUACAACGAGAACAAGAUCAAUGUCAUUUGUCUUCUCUAUUUCUCUUUGUCCGCCGUCGCCAUCGCCCAACAACCGCAGUUUACGUGUCCGAAUAAUGCGAAUCCGUUGGUGGCUAACAGUGGUACCAAUCUGUUUUGUACGUCGGCUGGAAGUAAUACGGACUGUCCGACGGGUUCCAUCUGCACCACAGCUGCCAACGCUGCCGGCAUCUUAAUCUGCUGUUCCCAAUCAACGAAUGUGAAUCCUGUUUGUCCGAAUUCCGCAAUAUCUCAGCCGUCAAAUAUUGGCUAUGUGGAAUGUCAGUUCAAUAAUCCUACAAAUUGUAUAUCAGGCUAUCAAUGUGUCCAAUCAGCCAACCUGGCCAACACAUUCAUCUGCUGCUCCACAUCAGCAUCCGUUGGCUCAUGUCCAUCGGAUUUCACACCGGCAGUUGGCACAAACGGGGGAACGAUCUCCUGCAACCCAUCUGCUUCUACUUGCCCAAGUGGAUCUUCUUGUAUGCAGAGCACCCUAAACACCGCUUUUAUCUGUUGUAGAUCUGCGAAUUCUCAAAGAAUAUGUGCCAACAAUCAGAAUGCGUUGAUCACAAAUGGAGCAUUAGAGUUGUGUACGACACCGGGAACGCAAUGCUCAUCGACCGGCUACACUUGUCAACUAUCUGUCCUGCUUGCGACAUACGUUUGCUGUGGACAAGGAUCCACUGGAAGCUCAAUCGGAUGUGCGGAUGGGCGGCCUGUAUAUCAACAGAGAGUUGGAGAAACGUAUACUUGUGAUAUUACAAGUUCACUGAAUAGUUGUCCAUCUGGAUACGAUUGUGCGCUAUCUGACGACUCGUUUGUGAAUGUUUGUUGUUUGACAGACACCUCGUGUCCUAUCGGAUUCUCAUGUGCUCCUUCCAAUCAAGUAUCCCAAUUUCUAUGCUGUCGAUUAGCCUCGUCUCUAGUUUGUAUCAAUGGAAAAACGUUGUUGGUGAAUGGUGCACCGAAAUUGUGUACGCCUACUACUUACAGUCAGUGUCCUUAUAAUUAUUCAUGUCAGCAAAGUGUUAAUCCAACCGUCACAGUAUGCUGUUCCAACACUUGA
Caenorhabditis briggsae is the source of this 1086-nucleotide messenger RNA. The record is from RefSeq and is a predicted model, not a curated record. The transcript has 6 exons. Bases 1 to 1086 code for a protein of 361 amino acids. Lineage: Eukaryota; Metazoa; Nematoda; Chromadorea; Rhabditida; Rhabditidae.